This is a messenger RNA of Poecilia latipinna (sailfin molly), 6336 nucleotides long. RefSeq names its product proline-rich coiled-coil 2A (gene prrc2a). Bases 247 to 5988 code for a protein of 1913 amino acids. NCBI's taxonomy places the organism in Eukaryota, Metazoa, Chordata, Actinopteri, Cyprinodontiformes, Poeciliidae. Gene Ontology annotation, biological process: cell differentiation. The record is from RefSeq and is a predicted model, not a curated record. The transcript is spliced from 18 exons.
GGCUCCCAUCGCACGAAAUUCACCCAGUAGCCGUUGACGGCUCUUUAGGUGACGGAUUGAGUCCAGAAUCAACAAUUUUCUUUUCCCGUUUUCGUUUAUUUUUUUUAGGGGGGGAAAAGGAACAAGAAAGAGGUUAGAAAGCUACGCCGUAGCAGCGAAGCUAAGCUUAUUCUGCGAUACAACCUCGAGACAAGUCGGGACAAGACCAGUCUCAGGGCUCACCAUACUCAAUGAGCGGACAGCGCAAUGUCAGAGCGCUCUGGGCAAACUGCAAAGGGGAAGGAAGGCAAAACCAAGUAUGCGUCUCUCAACUUGUUUGAUACAUACAAAGGAAAGAGCCUUGAAACACAAAAGCCUGUUGUUCCCCCCCGCCAUGGCCUGCAGUCUCUUGGUAAAGUUGCCUCCGCGCGGCGCAUGCCACCACCUGCCAACCUGCCCAGUCUGAAGGCGGAGAACAAAGGCAACGACCCCAACGUCUCGCUCGUUCCCAAAGACGGCACAGGAUGGGCAAGCAAACAGGAACCAGCAGACCCAAAGAGUACCGAUGCAUUGUCAGCACCGCAGCCGGAAUCGCAGCAGCCUGUGGCUUCACAGAUAGCUGCACCGACCCGCCCGAGAACCCCACCAGUUUCAGAGGCUCUGGCCCCACCUUCAACACAGGCCGUAGGGGCAAGGUCGUGGGCACAGGCCAGCGUUACACAUGGAACACAAGGGGAUGGUGGAAAGGGAUCAAACCUACCGUCGCCGUUCUCUCGCGAGGAAUUUCCCACCCUGCAGUCGGCUGGCGACCAGGACAAAGCUGGCAGAGAACCGGCCACUGCAGAUCAGUGGUAUGGGCCCGGACCAAGCCUCCGCCCCCAGAACGUUACAAGUUGGCGGGACGGUGGGGGCCGAGCCUUGGCGCCCACCCUGCCUGGGGAGGGGGCAGCGGAGGGGGGCACAGGUGGAGCGCUGGUGAUGGAUGGGGCAGCUGGGGUCCCCCAUCCAAACCCCCAGAUCCAAGGGCCACCUAGGAAUCCCCCUGCAGGCAGCCCCGCCUUGCCCCUGCCCCAGCCCCCCGUGGGGCCCGGGUUUCCUCCAUAUCGAGGGAUCAUGCCACCCUUCAUGUAUCCCCCCUAUCUCCCGUUCCCGGGCCCCUAUGGGCCUCAGGGGCCCUACAGGUACCCGCCACCUGGGGAGGGGCCACCUCCAAGGUUCUCUCGUGGACAGGGGCCUGACGGCAGGGCCCAGGGCGGCCCUCGGGAUUCAGGGGAAGUGGUGAAACGCCCCUCCAUCUUGAAGCAGGACGACCUGAAGGAGCUGGAUGAGCUGGAUCACGACGGAGACGACGGCUGGGCAGGGGCGAAUGAGGAGAUCGAUUACUCCGCCAAGCUGAAGUUCAGUGACGACGAAGCCGAUGAAGAGGGAGACGAAGACAAAAAGGAGAGCAAGAAUGACUCGCGGUACGUGAACAAUGAGCAGCAACGGUCCCAGGACGCUCCCGCUGCAAACUCUCACUCCCGAGCCUCGGACAGCGGCGGCGAAAGUCGCCACACGCCCCCCUCGAACGCUGACGGCGCCCCACAGCCCCCCUCCAGCAAGCCAGGAUGGGCCGAGGAGGGAAGCAGCGGCUGGGGAACUCAGGGGGCGCCAUCCAGCUACCAGGGGCGCAGGCCUGGAUUGGGUGGCCCCCGGGAGCAGCCCUCCCCCCCACCUGGGCCGCUCCUCGGACCAGGGCCCUACUCCUUUUAUCGACAGGACCGGACGCACGGCCAGGGUUCGCUCCUCGGCCCGGGAAAGCCCGCCGCCGCCGCCCAGCUCCAGCUCCAGCCAGGAUCAGCGGGUCCGGCCGCUUCCUCUCAGCCCGCCCUGCUGGUCCACGGCUCCCAGGGAGACGACGAAGACGAGACCUGGCGCCAGCGCCGGCAGCAGUCGUCCUCUGAGAUCUCUGCGGCCGUUGAGCGAGCCCGUCGCCGGCGCGAGGAGGAGGAACGCAGAAUGGAGGAGGAGCGGCGGGCCGCCUGCGCCGAGAAGCUGAAGAGGCUCGACGAGAAGCAGCAGCAGCAGCAGGGCAGCGGCCCGGCAGCCGGCGGCGGCGGCAGCAAGACCCCCAGCCUCGACGGGAACUCCACCGCUGCUACGGCCGGCAGCCCCAGUCCGUCGGUUUCAGCGUCCUCCCCGAAUGUCAGCCAGCCGGCCUCCCCCUGCGUGGACCCCGAAGAGCCUCCGGUGCUGGCAGCCUCUUCCGGGUCCGGCUCUGCAGCGAGCGACCGCCGGCGAGCCAGCAGCAACAGCAGCUAUGACUCCACUGCAGAUGUCCAGCAGUGUCCCCAGCCAGCUGUGUCCCAGCCACAGCAGCCCACUCCGGAUGUCCCUCCGUCAGUGGAGAGUAAGGAAGAGGCCGCAGGCAGUCCUCACAUCCGUGCAGGAAGUGGCGGUGAAAGAGGCGUCGAGCCGGUGAAGAUGGAGAGUUCUGGCGUAGGAGUGGGCCGUCAAGCCGGCGGUCCUCCAGGCCAGGGUUACUCCAAGUACCAGAAGUCUCUACCGCCUCGCUUCCAGAGGCAGCAGCAGGAGCAGCUUCUGAAGCAGCAGCAGCAGUGGCACCAGCAGCAGCAGCACAGCCAGGCCUCCCAGAGUCAGCUGUCCCCCCAGCCCCAGGCGCCUCAGGGCCCGUCCCCAGGCUCCACCCCCCAGCCGGGCCCUGGCCCAAAGCAGGGCGGACCCCUCUAUCAGCCGGGCAGCAUGGUGCGACCUCCACCUCUGCCCAUGAAUUUUGAUCCUCGCUGGAUUAUGAUGCCCUACAUGGACCCUCGCGUGAUGCAAGGUCGCCCUCCUCCCAUGGAAUAUUACUCAGCUGCUGGCAUGCACCCGUCUGGGCUUAUUGGCCGUGAACGAUCCGAUUCAGGCGGCUCUGGUUCUGAGCCUUUCGACAGGCAGCAGCAGCAUCCGGGCCACCCUCACCGUGGGACCCCCCCUAUGGACCCAAAGCUGGCCUGGGGGCCCGAGGUGUUCCCUGGAGGAGCGGACAGCCGCGGCCUGACGUCUCCGUUGAGACAGAAGCAGGCACUGGAGGAGGAGGAAGUGGGGAAAGGGCCAAGAAGUGACACUCCUCCACACCGCCUGCGCGAUGGUGGACUGGGACCAGUUCAGCAGCCCAGCUCAUCAUCUGGCACCUCCAGUCAAACUCCUCCUCCUCCCGUUGCUGUGCAAGUUGGCAGCCAGGGAGGCACACACCACCCUCAUCACUACAUCGGAGGGCGGGGCAACUACAGCAAUUUCCCCGACCAGGGUGCAAGGAUGCCUCUCCACCCGCAGCAGAGGCAGGGCGAAAGGGGCAGCCAGCCCCACGGCUUCACCCACCCAGAUGACGGGCCUUCUCGAGGACCUCAGCAGGUGCAGAUCUGGGGAGCUCCACAUCCUCAUUACGACCGUAACGGCCGUGCAGACCUCCCCGCCGUGGAGGGCAGCGCUCAUCUUCCCCACCACCACAGCCACCACCAUCAGCAGCCUCAGUUCCCGCUGAACCCUCACAAAGCAGAAAGCAGUCGUGACAGGGGCGGCGAGGCUCCCGCCAAGAAGACGGACUCUUCUCCACCUCUUCACCAGCCAUCCCUGUCAUCCUCAUGCUCCUCUUCCUCCUCCUCCUCGGCCAGGGAGGAUGGGAAGGCGGCCCAGCAUCACCCGGCGCCUCUGAGGGAGGCUGAGGCUGGCGUAGGGGAGAGAGGCAGCAACAGCCACAUGAAACCAGACAAACCAGGCCCCACGUUUCUGCCCCAUUCCAACCAAAACCCUCCUCAGCAUGGCGGCCAUAAUCAGUCUCAGCAGCAUCCUCACUCUAAACCAAACCAAAGAGGAGGGCGCGAGCAUAAAACGGAGACGCAGUGGGGCCCGCGGCCUGGAAGCAACAGCAUGAGCGGGGGAUCGUCCCACGGCAGGAGGGGUAACAACGCAGGAGGAGGAAGAGGAGAGGACCCCUCCAGUACUCCAUCAGACCACAAACCCUCCAACCAGACAGGAGGCAGCAACCCCAACAAGAGGGCUGGUCCAAUCAAGAAGCCUCUGCUGAAGGAAAUAAAGAGGGAAGGAGUGGAGGUUGAUGGAGGAGACAAACAAGGCAAGGAGAAAGAGCAAGAUGGCGGCCAGCCCGCCUCCUUGAAGCAGGACGCCUCCUCCAUGCCCCAGAAUGCCUCGCCUGCAACCAAAGAGGAGCAGAACCAUACAGCUAAAGCCCGGAGUGGAGGGAAAGAACGGUCCUCUGGAGGUGGAGGAGGCUCCGGCAGAGGGUCCAAGGUUGUGGACUCAUUGUCUUCUGGGUUUUCCUCCAGGAGGGACAGAGACCGCUCCUUCGAAAGAGGCGGAGUGCCUGCCAAAGGGGGCAGACCCAGUCGGGGACGAGGAGGAGAGUUCUACCGCGGUGGCCGUGGUUACCGGGGUACGUACACUGCCAGUGCUGGACCAGCUGGUGGCGGUCGUGGCAGGAUGGGAGCGAGGAGUGGGAGAGACUACCGCUCCUCUGCUGGGGGCGGCCACCACCAAGAAGCCAAGGGCGACGGAUCCGGUGUUCGGCACGGCCAGGACCGGUCUCAGCAUAACCCGGCGAGAGCGAGGAACCGCAGCGAGACCCGCAGCGAGGGCUCAGAGUAUGAAGAAAUCCCCAAGAGGAGGAGGGAGCGAGGUUCGGAAACGGGCAGUGAGAGUGGGGGCAGUGACCUCGGUCACUCUGACAAGGAAGAACACCAGAAACCCAAGAACUGUUCGGAGAACGCCGGAGCCACGGGGAGCGUCUCUUCAGUGGCGCCCAGAGUUUCUCAGGCUCGCGUGUUCACCCCCAGGGGGGUUCCCUCCAGGAGGGGCCGGGGUGGGGGCGGCGGCGGAGGGGGAAACAUGUACAGGGGCAGUGGCACUGUCGGAGGGCCUGCUGGGGGCCAUCGGGUCGGACCCGGCUCAGGGUCUUACGCCGGAUCAUCAAAGUCUGCCGCUUCAGGCCGGAAACCGCAAGGUCCACCUCAGACCUCUGCACCCAAAGAUCUGGGUCGAGGGGGGGGCGCAGGAGAAAAGAAGGACAAGGUGGUAGACGGAGGUCAGAGUCAGGGGGCCAACCCGCCUCCGCCAUCUUUACCUGCCACGGCGUCUCCUGCUGUGGCGUCCGCUGAGAACGGAGGAGUGAUCAUCCAACAAGCUGCAACCAAUCCCGCCCCGAACUCAGGAGGCCCGAACGCCCCCCCGCAUCCUGCCAACCGGGGCCACCCUCCGGGUGGGUUCGACCGACCCCCGAGGCGACGCCGUCACGGCCGCUCUCAACACCAGCAGGACAAGCCUCCCCGCUUCCGCAGACUGAAGGAGCGAGAGAACGCCGCGCGCAUCAACGGCGGCGUCGGCGUCAUCGGCGGCGGCAGACCUUCGUCUCCUUCCCUGAAUUCGGUUCAGGACAGCAACGGAGCUCCGGCGGCCGCCCCCGUGGCAGGAAACGCCCCGAACCACGGCUCCGCUCUGAGCACCAACAACAACAACAACAGCGGCGGGCAGCAGCCCAACAACGCAAACAGCCACCACCAUCACCUCUACAACCAGAGCAACGCUGCCCCAGCCCACGCCCAGCACCACCACAACCACGGAGCCAAGUCUCCGGACUUCACCAACCAGAACUCGGACCAGGCCAACGAGGAGUGGGAAACCGCCUCUGAGAGCAGCGACUUCACCGAGUUCAGAGACAGGGACGCCGGAGGGGGGAAGUCCUACGUCUCCCACCAUCACCACCACCCGGGUAGAGGCGGCGGCCUGGUGGAUCGAGACAUGGCCGGUAAAGAGCCGUCUGCGAAUAAACGAAGCUUCUCCAGCCAGCGUCCCGGGAUGGAGCGACAGAACAGGAGGGUCAACACCGGAGGAGGCGGAGGCAGAGGCCCUCGCGGCCCCCCGGGCGGCGGUGGCGGCUCCGGUGCUCCCGCCAACGGAGGUGGCAACCGCGGGGAGAAACGUGGAAACUGGCCAUCGCCCAAAAAUAGGAAGUGAUGGAGUAUUAAGAAGUUUUGUUAGACGAGCCCACACACCCACCCUUCCAUCUUAACCCCUUCUGAUUGUUAUUUCAUGGCUUAUCUGUUGACUCCCCUCACACAUUAGUGGAUCGUGCCGUUUUAUGGAGAUGGUAUUCAUACUCGCCUCUGCUCUUCCUUUUACAUCCUGCGUACCGUCCGUUUAUGUAGCGCUGUCUCUUUGUUUGGUCUUGCUCUCCUUUAGUUCAUGGACCCCCUUCGUUUUCUUUUUAACGGCCCUUUAACAAACACUGAGAAGCAUGUGGCUGUAUCGCUAAGCUACACAAGCACCAACACGGCAGAAUUAAAAUGUUUGCUUAGAAACCCC